Daucus carota subsp. sativus is the source of this 946-nucleotide messenger RNA. RefSeq names its product N-alpha-acetyltransferase MAK3. Bases 188 to 814 code for a protein of 208 amino acids. Gene Ontology annotation, cellular component: NatC complex. The record is from RefSeq and is a predicted model, not a curated record. NCBI's taxonomy places the organism in Eukaryota, Viridiplantae, Streptophyta, Magnoliopsida, Apiales, Apiaceae. The transcript has 4 exons. Gene Ontology annotation, biological process: N-terminal peptidyl-methionine acetylation. Gene Ontology annotation, molecular function: protein-N-terminal amino-acid acetyltransferase activity.
CUUUCUUAUGUUUUUUCUUUUUUACCCGAUAUACGAGAAAAGCUAAAGUUGAACUUGGAAUAAAGAGGAUCCAAGCAGAAGCAGUCAUCUGUUGCCCCAAAGCAAGCAAUCAGAUUAAGAAACAGACCGAGGAAAAGAAAGAGUGAUUUGAAAUUUGCUAAUCAGACUCCAAUAAUAAAAUCAAUCAAUGGACGAGGAGAGAGUGAAAGAGGGAGAAGAAGAAUGUGAAAUAGAGUAUGUAAGCUAUGGAGGAGAACAUCACUUGCCCUUAAUCAUGAAUCUUGUUGAUCAAGAACUCAGUGAACCCUACUCCAUCUUCACCUAUCGUUACUUUGUUUAUCUUUGGCCCAACCUUUCUUUCCUUGCUUUUCAUAAGGGCAAAUGCAUUGGAACUGUGGUAUGUAAAAUGGGGGAGCAUCGAAACACUUUUCGGGGUUACAUUGCUAUGCUUGUGGUUCUUAAACCUUAUCGCGGCAAGGGCAUUGCUACUGAACUUGUUACAAGAUCUAUCAAGGUCAUGAUGGAAUCGGGUUGUGAAGAGGUAACACUAGAAGCAGAAGUUACAAAUAAGGGAGCACUUGCAUUGUAUGGGCGUCUUGGAUUCAUUAGGGCAAAAAGGCUAUUCAGAUACUAUUUGAAUGGUGUCGAUGCUUUCCGGCUGAAGCUAUUAUUUCCCCGCCCAGAGUUAUCAUCUGGUCAUUUGAUAGUAGAAAACGAAGACAUGCCACAUGAAGAGAGUCAACCAGAGUUAUCAUCUGGUCAUUUGAUAGUAGAAAACGAAGACAUGCCACAUGAAGAGAGUCAACGGCACUAGUCGAAUUGAACUAGAGCUUUUAAAGCCAAACAAACAAGUGGAAUAUGCUAAAAUGUAGAAUGAUAGACCCGUAUUUAAAAAUAUUUUGUAAUGCUUUGUCAAUUUAUUUACAGUCUUUAAUUUAUUCUUGAA